ACAAACUGUGCAUUAUACAGACGAAUCGCUGGAGGUUGGAAAUUAGAGCGAGUAUUUCGUCUAGAAUUUCUGCGCCACCGUUGAGCGAAAACUGACGGAAAGAGGCACGUCGAUCCCUUGGCUGUCACUUCGCAUCCUACUACCCUUGAAGACGAAAUUCGACGCACAUCCGAGGUUUGCAAACACAAGGAAGAAGCAGUGGGCGCCCAGUUUAUUUAUAAACACUCAAGGGACGCCUGUAAUGUUUUUACCUGCAAACCGAAACCUCUGCCAAUUGAUGUUCGCAUUGCCAGUACACUGCAGGAGAAAAGGACACGGAAUAAUAAGUUGCAACACCUCAUCGAGAAAAUAUUAAGUGAUUCACAAGACUUGUAAAUUUCCUUGCCGCGCAUUAGAGAUCUUCUACGAGAAUGAAACUUUUGGAAAGUACCAAGUUUGAGGUUGUCAAUACAGCUCUCAAUAUCGAAACUGGAGGAUCAAAAAUCAUUGGAAGAAUUGAAAGCUAUUCAUGCAAAUUAGCUGGUGGCGAGAAACAGAUGUACAAGAAGUUCAACAACACCGAGAGCGGAGCGAAGCCAAACGACCUGCAAGCCCUGUCGCCUCCGCGGUCGUCGUAUGCAGGGUCGCCCUACAGCCAAAGCUUUUCGGGCGACGAGGAGAAUCCCCUGUGCGACACAAUUUCCCGCAAGACCCUCUUCUACCUGAUUGCCACUUUAAACGCCGCGUUUCACCCUGACUACGACUUCUCAGACACAUCCAGUCAUGAAUUUAGCAAAGAACGUUCAAAUGAGUAUGUGAAGAAUGUCGUGGACAAUUAUCUGCAGAUGGCGGGUGCGCAGUACCAGAAUGUCCGCCCUGAACUUUGGGCCGCCAUUGAUGAGGAGAUCGUAUUGAACGAAAGCGAAAUCUAUAGCUACAAUCCUGACCUCGCUUCUGACCCAUUUGGUGAAGAAGGAAGCCUCUGGUCUUUUAACUACUUCUUCUACAACAAGAAGUUGAAGCGGGUUGUCUUAUUUACAUGCCGAGCAGUCAAUCCAAACUCUACCGCGUACCUGGACUCUGGAUUCUACUACUCGAGCUUCGCUGCUAUGGAGGACGAUGAGGAAUAUUAGAAAAUCGAUCGACGAUAGAGCCAGACUGAUUUCUUAGCACCCUUAGAGUUUUAAAAGCUGAACAGUUAUUUGCCAGUUUGUUGACUUCCUUCUGGCUUUGUAGCAAAAUAAUAAUUGCCGGUCGACAUUUCAAUGAGUGUGUUCUUUGAGACUGCUCCGCGUUUUAAACCCUAUAGCAACGACCUUUUACUUUUCAAGAGUAUUUUAUUUACUCUUCAAAUCAGCAAAAUAAUUAAAUUAUUGGACACUUUCCUGACUGGUAUUGUUCAGUGAAUUGAAAAGUGAGAUAAAAUAAUGUUUGUUUUGAGUUGGUCUUCUCGGACAACGGGCUGAUGAAAAACAGCCAGUUGGUCGGUUAUUUAUUUUCUAAUUUAAGUCCAAGGCGUCGACACUUGGGAAGUAAAAUCUUACUUAAAACAAAUUCUAGUUAUCCUGCGCGUGUCAACACGCAUGCAAUCUGAUUUCAUGACCAAAUUGCUAUUUUGGUGAGCGUGUUGUAGUUUCUGAGAGUUAGGUAAAUUUAAAUACUAACACUAUUCACUUUUAAUCUUCAACUUAGGUAGCACGGAAAUGAAACCUCAGUUCACGUACGCUAUUUAAUAUUUUAGCACAACUACUGAGACUGCUCUAAGAGUAACCGCAAAUUCUAUGUAUAUGCAAAGAUGGAAUGUUGUGCGUACAAGGUUUUUUCUCAACGUAGAUGUAUCAUGCAGAGUACAAACGGUUGCUUGCGUCAACAAGGUUUUAGAGUGUAACAAAUACUUGAUUCCAGACCAGAGAUUCCUUUCAAAGGAGCAGUCCUUGUUGCGAAGUAUCUUAAUUAUAUACAUAAAUAAAUAAAUGUAUCAAUAUAUAUGUAUUGUGAAGAGAGAUUUUAUUGUAAACCAUAAUUAUAUUUCAAUCUUCUUUAACGUACAAUCUGAUUGUUUGAAUAGUUUCAGCCAGAUCUCUUUUAAUUGGAUAGUUAGAAGUAAUAAAACUGCAGAUUUAUGUGUAUAGAAAUAAAUAGAUUAUAUUAUUAAUCAGCCACUAACCAAUAUUUCAAUAAUAACUCUCAAAGCAACAUGUAACAAUUUCGUUUGUCAAUUUAUUGAAACUAAUAAAGGUUUGAAAAGCAUA
Molecule: messenger RNA, 2231 nt
Organism: Cloeon dipterum
Lineage: Eukaryota; Metazoa; Arthropoda; Insecta; Ephemeroptera; Baetidae
Gene: Maf1
Product: repressor of RNA polymerase III transcription Maf1
Exons: 5
Coding region: 411-1112 (233 amino acids)
Biological process (GO): negative regulation of transcription by RNA polymerase III
Cellular component (GO): nucleus
Molecular function (GO): RNA polymerase III core binding
Source: RefSeq, a predicted model, not a curated record